Messenger RNA from Malaclemys terrapin pileata, 5022 nucleotides. It is a transcript of the gene F13A1, whose product is annotated as coagulation factor XIII A chain. The transcript is spliced from 15 exons. Lineage: Eukaryota; Metazoa; Chordata; Testudines; Emydidae. Gene Ontology annotation, molecular function: protein-glutamine gamma-glutamyltransferase activity. Gene Ontology annotation, biological process: peptide cross-linking; blood coagulation, fibrin clot formation. The record is from RefSeq and is a predicted model, not a curated record. Bases 122 to 2350 code for a protein of 742 amino acids.
GGGGAUAUACUGCAGUUACUUAAGAGCCCCCAACUAUUUCCAGAUUUCAUUGCACUUGAGAAAGUCUACCAGAAACAGGAAAGAGAACAUCUGAAAAGAAGGGGAUUGCAACACUGUUACAAUGUCUGAACCAACGCAGGCUGACAAAGAGAAGAAAAAAACAAUUCCCCCUAGCCUGAGUGGCCGAAGAGCCCUCCCCCCAAACGUCUCUAAUGCUGAAGAAGAUGAGGUCCCUGUCAUGGAGAUGACUGGUUUGGUACCUAGGGGAGUUAACCUGAAAGAUUUUCUGGAAGUUAAGGAAGUUCACAUGUUCAAGAGUGACCAGGAUGUUAACAAGCAGCAGCACCAUACUGACAAGUACUACCACCCUAAGUUGAUUGUACGCCGUGGACAGCCUUUCCUUAUCCAAAUUGACUUCAACCGUCCUUACAAUCCUGAAAAGGACCAGUUCUGGGUGGAAUACCUUAUAGGUCGUUAUCCACAGCAAAACAAAGGCACUUACAUCCCAAUCCCUUUGGUUGAAGAACUGCAAAGCGGGACAUGGGGAGCCAAGAUUACCUGGAAGGAGGACAGUUCCAUUAGACUGUCCAUCAUGUCUGCUCCGACCUGCAUUGUGGGGAAAUUCCGCCUCUAUGUCGCUGUCCUGACUCCCUAUGGCAUCCGCCGGACAAAGAGAAACCCAGAGACUGACACCUACAUACUCUUUAAUCCCUGGUGCCCAGAGGAUUCUGUGUUUCUGGAUGACGAGAAGGAAAGGGAAGAGUAUGUCCUGAAUGACCUUGGUGUUGUUUUCCAUGGAGACAUCAACAAUAUAAAAUCCAGAAGCUGGAAUUAUGGUCAGUUUGAAGAGGGCAUUCUGGAUGCUUGCCUACACUUGAUGGAUAGAGCAAAACUAGAUCUCUCUGGGCGGGGGAACCCAGUCAAAAUCAGUCGCAUUGGAUCUGCAGUGAUCAAUGCUAAAGAUGAUGAGGGUGUGGUUGCUGGCAGUUGGGACAAUAUUUAUGCUUAUGGAGUAGCACCGUCAGCCUGGACUGGAAGUGUAGACAUCCUACUGGAAUAUCAUAGCUCUGGUAUGCCAGUGCGGUACGGUCAGUGCUGGGUCUUUGCUGGAGUCUUCAAUACAUUUUUAAGGUGCAUAGGGAUACCUGGAAGAAUUGUUACCAAUUAUUCCUCUGCCCAUGAUAAUGAUGCCAAUUUACAACUGGAUGUCUUUGUGGAUGAAGAAGGGAAAGUGGACUCCAAACUCACAAAAGACUCAAUCUGGAACUAUCACUGCUGGAACGAGGCAUGGAUGACCAGACCUGAUCUUCCCGUUGGUUUUGGAGGAUGGCAAGUCGUAGAUAGUACUCCUCAAGAAAACAGUGAUGGUAUGUAUAGAUGUGGCCCUGCUUCCGUUCAAGCUAUUAAACAUGGUCAUGUCUGCUUCCAGUUCGAUGCUCCUUUUGUUUUUGCAGAGGUAAAUAGUGAUGUUGUUUACUCAAAAGCAAUGAAAGAUGGGACCAGAGUGAUUGAACACAUUGAUAAGACCCACAUUGGGAAAUUAAUCUUGACCAAGGAAAUUGGGAGUGAUAGAACCAAGGACAUUACUGAGCAGUACAAGUUCCAGGAAGGCACAGAAGAAGAGAGACUGGCCCUUGAGACAGCUCUGAUGUAUGGCGUUAAAAAGCAGGCUACCCAGGAUACUAUGGAGCCGGCAGGGACCGAUGUCGACAUGGACUUUCAAGUGGAAACUGCAACACUUGGCAGCGACUUCAAAGUCACUGUAACUUUCAGAAACAACAGCCGCAACCGUUACACUGCAACAGUCUAUCUGUCUGGCAAUAUUGUGUUUUAUACGGGUGUCACGAAGAAUGAAUUCAAGAAACAUACUUUUGAUGUGACACUGGAACCCUUGGCAUCUAAAAUUUCUGAGGUCUUAAUCAAAUCGGGGGAGUACAUGAGUCAGCUGCUGGAACAGGCCUCUUUGCAUUUCUUCGUCACAGCACGUCUCAAUGAAACGAAAAAGAUUCUGGCCAAGCAGAAGACCUCUGUACUGCAAAUCCCCAAGCUGCACAUCAAGGUUCCUGGAGAGAAGGUAGUUGGUAAGGAAAUGUCUGUGAUGAUAGAAUUCACCAACCCACUGAACCAAAAGCUUGUGAAUGUCUUGGUACGUCUCGAUGGACCUGGCCUACUGAGGACAACCACAAAAAUGUUCAGGGAAAUUCCAAAGAAUUCUACUUUGACCUGGGAAGAAAAAUGUUUUCCAAGACAAGCUGGAGUUCGAAAGCUAAUUGCAAGCCUGAAUUGUGAUGCCCUACGACAUGUCUAUGGCGAGCUGGACCUAGAGGUUGAAAGGAGACCACUUGUGUGAACAAGAUUGUCUUCUUCAGCCUUUUAUCAGCGUUUUAUAAGGAAAAAAUGUGAAGAAAUAUUUUUAGCUCUCAUUGUCCUAUCUCCGAAUAAAUGUACAUGUCAAUGAAGCAAAGUAACAGAAAACACCAGGAAGGGUUGGGAAUGCAUUUAUCGGGUUAUGAGUGUUUCAAAUUAAGAUAAUACUAGUUAAAGGCAACUUCAGGCCAUAUUACUCUUAUAGUUCACAUGAAUGUAUACCCCUUUGCAUUGGUACUGGGAGGGAGAAGGUUCCAUUCUCCAAAACACUUUGAACUUUAGUUUUAAUUAGGGCUUGAUAUUUCACUGAACAAAAAAAAAAAAAAAAUUACAUUCUUAUGGUAAAACAUGGUUUUAUCUUGUGGUGUUAAAGUUUUCAAAUUCACAGAGCAGCCCACUUUGUUGAAAGGAUUGAUCAGGGUUGGGUACCUCAAGGCUGCUCCCAAUUAGCACUCUGCUAUGCCCUCCCAUACAUACAGACACUGGCUUCUUGCUUUGUCUUUACCCCAUUCUGUCUGCUGCUAGUGCACCGUCCCUCUUGUUUGUCCCUAAGCUACCAUAUCUCUGCCCAGGGAUCAUUGCACCAAGCCCCCAGUUUAUUAGUCAUAACCUUUCAACUGUGUUCCAAGGCUUCUGUCUUGCCACACCUACCAUCUCUCCUUCCCCACACUUAGUAGGGGGCCUUAUUAUUCCUUAGUUCCAUGUGUGUAUAGGAGACAGCCACUGCUGACAGAAGGUGUUCCAUGCACCUUUAUGGAGUUUAGGCUGCACAGACCUGGAAAGUGGGCAAAUAGGGCUAAAAAGGUGUAGACAGGCAGCAGGCUGGGAGUCUCUGGGUUCUACCCCUCCCACACCCACAAAGGAAGCAAGUGCAAAUGAAUCUGUCCCCUCUGUGCUGUGAAACCUUUAGGGAUGGUUCAAGAAGCAGCUGUGAUCAAGUGAGCUUCUGGUAUCUCGGUUUUUGCAGGAGCAGCAUUCUUGAUUAGCGAAUAGGAGCCAGUGGGGCUGGGCAUGGAGAUGCCUCUUAAGUUUUGGGAGUGCUCCCAAUGAAGAUUGGCACAGAUCUUUGGGUAUUCCCAGGGUAAGACGAUGGAAUCAUAGUUUCUUCCAGGGGGAGGGUACAGCCACCUCCCCUGAGAGAAGGGGGAGAUAGAAACUCCACAACCUGACUUCAGCAUCCCCUCUCCUUUACAAAUUAUUCCUGCAUAAAGAAGAAUGGGAGCCCAGGCUUCCCAUUUCUAAGACUGAUCCUACCCAUAGCUUCUUCCUGACAUUUCUAUUGAUUCCAGUCUCACUGUUCGUCUUGCACCACUGCUACUCAGCUGAAAAGGAAGUACUCCCCAAUGCAUUCUGGGCAAUGGUGUGGCUCUCAGUGUUGUUGAUGCAGGGCCGGCUCUACCAUUUUUGCCGCCCCAAGCAAAAAAAAAAAGCUGCUUGGAUUGUGCCGCCCCAAGACUGGGCAGAAUGCCACCCCUUAGCAUGUGCAGCCCCAGGCACGUGUUUCCUCCUCUGGUGCCUGGAGCCGGCCCUGUGUUGAUGUGACUUAGGAGAUCUCGGAGAUACAGUGCUGCCAAACAGGUAUGGGACUGACACUGAGUCAUACUAAAAUUUUUCUAGGGGAUUUGAAUUUUACUCCUAAAUACACAUUUCCUCCCCAAAACAUACGUUGUUUCCCUGUGUGUAUUAUGAAUGCCUACUGAAAUACUUCACAGCAUUUUAUUCAUUAUAAAACGAGUGUGUGAGGGAGAGGGAUGGGUCUCAAAUUAUUCUGCAUCUGCAGUAAAAACCUUUGCUUGCCAAGCUGUAGAGAUUUACUGUAUGUAAAAGGACACGGCCCAUGCUAACAAACUGCAUGUGUGGGAUACUUCAUCAUUUUAAAGGGAGAUAAGAGAGGAAGCAGGUGCAAACCUCACAUCUAUUAAAUAAUAUAGCUUUACUGUGCAGUUUAUAGGUGACAUCAUGUUAUGGUCUGAUCAAUGAGAGAAAGAUGGUUUGCCUUAACCUCUGAAGUCCCAUGCUCCUCUUCUUUCCCCAUGAUCCCUCCCCUCCCUACACCCACAGAACUUGUACCUAGGUAAAAGUAAUUUCUUUAGGACAAGUAAGCGCAGGAAUUCUCUCAAUGACAGAAGGUCACGUAGGGGAGAGAGCGCUUGCUCUUUUGUUAGACUAUAUAGGACAAAUUUUCAUACAGAGACACAUAAGUUGCACAUACAAAAUGUGUAUGUAUACACCUCAUACUACAGUGAUGGGUUUGGGACUGAAAGGUAAGUACCAAUUGCAUGCCUAAGUGGGCACGUUCACAUGGGGAAGGGAUAGGUGUAUACUUAGAGUACCUGUUAGCACCUGGGCUUUAAUGCAACCGUGCUCACACAUGUUUUGUCAGCACAACUUACAUUACCUCUUUUGAAAAUUUGUUCUUACCUGUCCAAAGGCUCUCAAGGAGCCCUCUGUGUGUGUUUAGCAGUUAAUAGCAUGCUGACAAUGCAUUACGGCAAGUUAUGUUUACUGAUCAUAUGUUCCUUGCUAAAUUCUACAGUAUCUAAUACAAAAUAGCCACAUUUUGCUACCGAGUAUAAAUCUGCUUUCUUCUGUGCAUUUUUAAUAAUUAGAACAUAAUAGAAACUUAAAAUAAAGACAGUCUGAUUAUGCAAUAGA